UCUUCCUACGUUUAGCAGCAUGCAAAACCCGGCAUAUAGUGAUGCAAAAUUUAUAGAACUCAUAAAAAGACAACCCGCAGUGUGGUGCAAAGAUGAUUCGCUAUACAAUAACCGAAUCGCAGACAAAACAAUCUGGAAGGAGAUCAGUAAUCUGCUAGAAACGGAUGUUCACGUUCUGAAGAAAAAGUGGCAUGCACUACGUGGCCAAUAUCGUAGAGAGAUUCGUUUGUACGCCGGUAAAUCGAAAUGGAAGCAUUUUAAACGAUUAAGUUUUCUUGCGGAAAGUUACAAGCUGCCAGAAUCACCAUUUGGCAGCCAAAACUUUGUUGAAGGCGAUCCGAUCAGCAUUCAGGUACCUCCGCUAGACACGUCAAUCGAGCAUAAUGAGCCCAUGAAGGAGGAAACAUGCGAUUGGUCCUGCAACACGUCCGUAUCGCCGAGGGUGGAGAAAAUCACGCCAAAAGUUCCGGUUGUAGAUAUAAGCAAUGAAAGUAAUUAUUAUUUUGCGCUCAGCUUAGUAGGUAUCUUAAAUUCUGUUCCCAAGGGAAAUGAAUUGGCUGCGCGCAUAGCUAUACUGAACGUGUUGAAAGAUUUUCAACCAGCGCAUAGAGAAGAUGUGCAAGGCGUUUAAGAGACAACACAUUAGGAAUAACUAAUUUAUAACAUAAAAAAUAAAAAUAACAUAAAAAUGCUUUUGUAUACGUCCGUGGCCGUGGAUGUUCAAUUAGUUAAAGUAUUUGAAGCGAAUUUAAUAGAAAUCUGCAUUAAUAUGAGAGAAUGAACCAGAAAAAUUAACAAACAAAAACUGCUUUUUGUAAAGCAUUACUUUUGAUUGGUUGA
Anopheles moucheti is the source of this 840-nucleotide messenger RNA. RefSeq lists its product as uncharacterized. Bases 20 to 631 code for a protein of 203 amino acids. Gene Ontology annotation, biological process: regulation of transcription by RNA polymerase II. Gene Ontology annotation, cellular component: nucleus; transcription regulator complex. The record is from RefSeq and is a predicted model, not a curated record. NCBI's taxonomy places the organism in Eukaryota, Metazoa, Arthropoda, Insecta, Diptera, Culicidae. Gene Ontology annotation, molecular function: DNA binding. The transcript has 3 exons.